Mytilus californianus (California mussel) is the source of this 1252-nucleotide messenger RNA. Its product is annotated as kinetochore protein Spc25-like. The transcript has 7 exons. Gene Ontology annotation, cellular component: Ndc80 complex. Bases 68 to 763 code for a protein of 231 amino acids. Lineage: Eukaryota; Metazoa; Mollusca; Bivalvia; Mytilida; Mytilidae. Gene Ontology annotation, biological process: chromosome segregation. The record is from RefSeq and is a predicted model, not a curated record.
GAGAUAUUUGAUUGGUUAAUGAUAUUGCGGGACUUUCAAAAUAAACAAAAUACGCAGAACUUGAACAAUGUCACUUGCAGAAGAGCUGAAUUCUUUGAAGAUAAAUUUGGCUCAGACUAGGGAGAAGUUUAUCACAGACUGGACAAUAGAUCAGUAUGAGCAGUUAAGGAGCAGACAGGCAAAACUUCACAGAGCAAACUGCACCAAAUAUAAAGAUACUUUACUACAGCAUCAAGAAAGUAUAGAAACCCUGAGAAAAAACACUUGUUUUAAUGAAAAAGCACUACAAGAGAAAACUACUAAGCUAGCCUUCCUUAAACAAGAAUUGGAACAGUUAUGCAAAGAAAAGGCUAAAGUUGAAAAUUAUAAAGAAACAGUUUCUAUGGAAAUACAACAAGCACAACAAACCAUUCAUUACAACCAAGAAGCUCUGAAAACCACAUCAACAGACUUGGACCAAGAACAAGCAGAUUUACAGUCACAGGCAGAUAUUUAUACAGAAAGUCUGGAUAUGCAGAUGAAAAAGACACCAGGUGGGAGAAUACAGUUUAUAUUCAGCUCACUUGACAGAAAAAAUCCAGACUUGACUUGUUACUUCUUCACAAAACUGUCACAGGAAGACAGAAAAUAUAUAGUUUCAGAUUGUGAACCAUCAGUGCCAGAUUUAGAUCAACUUGUUGACAAAUUAAACCAGACAAAUAACUUAAGAUCAUUUGUUGUUGCAAUGAGAAAAAGAUUUAAGCAAAGACUUGCGUCGAGAUAAUAAAUAUUUACCUAAAUUUACUAUUCUCUACAUGUUUUAUGGCCUGUCUACAAUAGCAGAGAUAAUAACAGGCAAACUUUGUGCUGAACUCAGAUGAGGUUCAAGUAUUAUGUCAGUCCUGAUUAAAUUCUUAACUUCAUGUUUUAUGCAUUUUUAGCUAUGAAAGUAAAAUUUGGUUGAAUUGUAACUAUGAUUAACUCAAGUACAUUUUGAAGUCCUUGUUAAAAAUGUACAUUAAUUAACCCUGACGUGUUGAUGUGAAGAAGAUUUGGAAGGAAAGAAACCAAUAGAAGUGCAAAGUAAUUCAAGUGAUGGAAAAAGAUUCAGACUGGUCCUAAAUAGAAGGGGAUGAAGGUGAAAGUUGAAUACAAACUUUUCCUUACAACUUUUUCCCAUACGUAAUUCCACAACUUGUAUCGAUUGAUGUUGUGUAAAAACUGGAUGUGUAAUCUGCUGUCUUUUGUUUUUAUGAAAUAGAUUUGUUUUUUU